Candidula unifasciata is the source of this 1788-nucleotide messenger RNA. The record is from the annotation of a GenBank genome assembly. Lineage: Eukaryota; Metazoa; Mollusca; Gastropoda; Stylommatophora; Geomitridae.
AUGGAUCUGCAAACACACAGUGAGAAAACCACGAAAGAGACCGGGGGUGGAGAUGAAGAGACAAAGCUACUAACAGGGAAUGUACAAGCCAAAGAACGUGAAUCUCAACCAUCGGUGGAAAAAGAAGUCAUUGUGGAAAUGGUCAGUCAUACAACAAAGCCUCUGAUUUAUAAAAUAUCAGAGAUUCCACCCGUAUCUCUUCUAUUGCUGUUUGCAAUGCAGCAAAGUCUCCUGGCUAUAGCCAAUCCUUUGAGCAAUGCUGUCAUAGUGGCAGAGGUGGUGUGUGCCAGCAACGAUGACGCUAUCAAAGCUAAACUCCUUAGUGCCACUUUGCUUAUGACUGGUCUGGCCACCUUUCUGAUGCCGACUAUUGGAGUCAGGCUACCCAUAUUUCAAGGACCAGCGGCCAGUUACAUGGUGCCCCUGGUCAGCUUGAUGACGUUAGCUGAAUGGAAGUGUCCACCAACUUUUGAAGGAAUAGAUCCAGAAACUAACAAGACUGUUAUGUUAACAACUCUAGGCAAUGGAACAAUGGUACCCAUGACGGAAAUAAUUCUAUAUAAAAUCAGUCAGUUGUCUGGAAGCUUGAUGGCUGCUGGUGCUUUGCAUUUUCUGUUUGGUUUGACUGGAUUUGUUGGUAUAAUCAUAAGGUAUGUGGGCCCUGUAACUGUUGUGCCCACUGUGAUUCUUGUUGGACUUCAGGUGAAAACAGUGGCAGUCAAAUUCUCUGAGACAAACUGGACUGUCGCAGUAAUAACUGCCGGUAGCAGCCUGUUGUUUUCCCUGUUCUUGGCUAACCGUAAGACACCCAUUCCACUGUGGACUAGAAAACAGGGCUUCCAUAUUUUGUGGUACCCAUUUCACCAAGUGUUCUCGAUUUUACUGGGAAUUCUUAUCGGCUGGGCAGUCAGUGCUAUCAUGACUGAGUUUGGAGCUCUGUCGGAUGACCCUCGGAGCAAAAGCUUCAUGGCUAGGACAGAUGCUCGAUCACACGUCAUCAAAGACAGCGGCUGGUUAAUAAUGCCUUAUCCAGGUAUGUUUGGAAUGGCCACUUUUAGCAUCGGAGGUUUUGUCAGCUUCUUUGUGGCCACGAUUCUAUCAGUGCUGGAUUCAAUUGGAGAUUACAGCGCCUGUGCUCGGACUGCACGGGUUCCGCCUCCACCAGCGUUUGCCUUCAAUAGAGGAAUUGCCAUUGAAGGUCUCGUGAGUUUCCUGGGAGGAACGCUGGGUUGUUGCCAUGCAACCUCGUCUUAUGGGGGUAACAUUGGUGCCAUGGGGAUUACAAGGGUGAUGAGCCGCAGUGUUUUUCAGUUGGCAGGCAUCAUUUACAUUAUAUUUGCAGUCUGUGGCAAAUUUGGUGCCAUUUUUGUAUCCAUCCCUUACCCUGUUCUUGGUGGUACUAAUAUUGUUAUUAUGGGCAUUUUCAUCGGCGUGAUCCUUUCCUACUUGCAGGUAUGUGAAAAAACAGCUGUCAGUUUUAGGGUCUUCUUUAUACUGCUAUUUAUUCUUUCAGGAAAUGCUUCCAUCGAUUCAUCGCUCAAAAUGCUGCUGUCCAACACAUCAUUUGUAGGAGGUGCAUUUUCUUUUCUUAUGGACAACACAGCCCCAGGCACACUGAAAGAGCGAGGUCUCCAACAUCAGCUCGAUGAGACCAGUAGCAGCACUACAAAGACCAGUCGACAGUAUGUUGAAGGGCUUGAGGUCUAUGAACUGCCAUUUAUCCCAGACAGCUUUCGAAGAUCAAAGAUCGCCAAGUAUAUUCCGGUUAUCAGGCACUUAGAAAAUUAA